GGACGCCGCGCGCGGGAGCCCCGCCGCCCGCCGCCUAUCGCCAUGCGGUUCCGCUUCGGGGUGGUGGUGCCGCCCGCCGUGGCUGGCGCCGGGCCGGAACUGCUGAUCGUGGGGUCCCGGGCCGAGUUGGGAUGCUGGGAGCCCCGCGGCGCGGUGCGCAUGAGGCCGGCGGGCACGGCGGCGGGCGCGGGGGCGCUGGCGCUGCCGGAGCCGGGCCUGUGGCUCGGGGAGGUGGAGCUGCGGCCCGCGCCCGAGGAGGGGGCGCCGGACGGGGCGGAGCCGGGCCGCGUGGACACCUUCUGGUACAAGUUCUUGAAGCGCGAGCCGGGAGGAGAGCUCGCCUGGGAAGGCAAUGGGCCUCAUCAUGACCGGUGCUGUGUUUACAAUGAAAACAACGUGGUGGAUGGUGUUUAUUGUCUCCCAAUAGGACACUGGAUUGAAGCCACUGGGCACACCAAUGAGAUGAAACACACUACAGACUUCUAUUUUAAUAUCGCAGGCCACCACGCCAUGCACUAUUCAAGAAUUGUGCCAAAUAUCUGGCUGGGUAGCUGUCCUCGCCAAGUGGAACAUGUCACCAUCAAGCUGAAGCAUGAACUAGGGAUUACAGCUGUCAUGAAUUUCCAGACAGAAUGGGAUAUUGUGCAGAAUUCCUCGGGCUGUAACCGCUACCCAGAACCCAUGAGUCCAGACACCAUGAUGAAACUGUAUAAGGAAGAAGGCUUGGCCUACAUCUGGAUGCCCACGGCAGACAUGAGCACUGAAGGCCGAGUGCAGAUGCUGCCCCAGGCUGUGUGUCUCCUGCAUGCUCUCCUGGAGAAUGGACACAACGUGUAUGUCCACUGCAAUGCCGGGGUGGGCCGCUCCACCGCGGCCGUCUGCGGCUGGCUCCACUACGUGCUGGGCUGGAAGCUGAGGAAGAUCCAAUACUUCCUCAUGGCCAAGAGGCCCGCGGUGUUCAUCGAUGAAGAUGCCUUGGCCAGGGCAAAAGAAGACUUUUUCCAGAAAUUUGGGAAGAUGUCUUCUUCCUUGUACAGUCGGUAGCCGGCCAAGCUGCCUCUCCUUCCUCCCACUUGCGUUUGUUUGAACAGGUGUGAGAUGAUAUUCAUUAAAUGAUCUAGAGACAAAGACCCCCACCGGAAGUAUGAAGCUUGGUGCGUUCUCUUCCUCCAGGCUGCGUUCCUUCCUAUGAGGGUGACUUCCUGGGAUGCUUUUACUGGACUGUGUUCCUGAGAUGUUGUGCAAAGGCUACUGCGAUGGGCUCAUGAGAGAAAGGCCGUUGGGCUGUGCAUUGUUCUAGCAGCAGACAAGGAACGCUUGCUUUGCCUUGCUGGUACUGCAUGUGAGAAAUUCCUGACAGCACUUUCUUAUGGCUUUGGCAUGUUGUGCUGAAGACUGGUUAUGUGGAGUUCAUGACUAUAACAUAUCAAUACAUGUAUACACACAUACAGAACCACACACAUACAUACACACUCAGCAUUUCUUAUGAACUAAAAUGAUGAUCAUGGACAAGAGGAAGAAAUAAAACUAGAAGCCUGAAUUAAAGAGAUCAGUAAGGUCAAAAGCAAUGGCUUCCCAUUCAUUAUAUCUUCUACAUACUGCUUCCUGCUUGUUAAAGUCUACUUUAAAACAUUGCCUUUGUUAUCUACCCAGACACCCCAUGGGACAGCAAAUGUUAGCUCAGUGUUUGUUUUGAGGUUUAAUGAGUGUAGAGAACUUGCCCAGGGUCUGGUGGCUAGAAGGGGCUGAGCUGACGUUUGUAAUCCUUAUUUAUCUGACAUUGUGUUGUUUUCAAUACAAUUUGUUCUUUUUAGCAUAGUGCAGUUGAUUCACUUUAUUCCAUCCCUGGAUAAGGUUGAUACCCCUGUAGCAGUUUCUACAGUGAGAAAUGGAGAGUGUUCAGAUCAGUUGUAAGAGAACUUAGAUGGGGAAGUUCUACUUGAGCAACCUUAAAACAUAGUGGAUGGCCUGCAGGCCUGAGACGUCGUAGUUCCUGAGAAGAACUGUAUUAGCCAAACAACCCCAAGAGCCAGAUGCCACAGAUUUGACUCUGAAGCUUGAGUCUGAUCCUGGUUCAACCCUCAGUAUAAGCAACACGCACCUGCUGUUUCUCUAGCAUGCACGGUUACACACCACUGGGUUCUACAUAUGCAAAGAUGAGCAAUAUGUUGCCUUCUGAGGUACAAGACCUGGAAACAGACCUGCAUGGAGCCCACUGUGCCUGACAUGGUAGAACACAGGAAGAGGACAAGUCCUCGAAUAGCAUCUCUAUAUGUUAGGUGCGUGGCUACUUUAUCUAAUUCUGCUUUCAUCGGCCCCUGUGGGGAAGCUUGUAUUAUCUCUAAUAUGUCCACAGGAAGCUAAGUUUCAGAGAGGUGAAAUCUACUGCCCAUUGUCAUAUGAUGUGCAGUACAGAGCUAUGCUUGUCUGACUCAGACCCCUACUUUAAAAGUUAAACUAUAAUACCUAUGUAUUUUUCUGUUCCUCCUUUGUUCCACUGAAACGUAUUGAUAGACAGGGAAGACAGUGAUUUAGAGGGUCCAGGGUAAGGAUAGAAAAUAAGUUUCGGUAUCAUUCAGAGGCAAGAUGGCUCUCAAGAGAGGUGAUAUUUGCUUUUUUAGAGGAGAUAGACAGUCAACAUUUCUCCUACAAUUGUACACUUUUACAAAGUUAAAUGGACAAACCAGCAUUGAAUAAUGUGAAAUUUGUUCUCUUGCUAAAAGUAGCUAGAAGUAGCUAUUGUAGUCAAGAACCCAUUAGCAAACACAUUUAAUGCUAAAAAUGGAAUACUCUUAAUAAACCUAAGUGUGUCUAUACAUGCAUGAGUGUGUGUAAAUUUCCUUAAUGUCCAGUGUAUAACUUCUGCAUAAUAUCCAUAAUAGAAUUGGAUUUUGAGGUAUAGUUCCAACGUUUUCACUUUUUCUCUGCUAAACACAAUCAGUUUAGGAUUAUUUAGAGUGUUCUGGAAUAACAUGUAGUCUUCAAUGAAUGGGAUGUCUACCCUAUCUCAAAUCACCUAACAUUUUUGCUAAAUAAAUGCCUUUAGAGAAGAAGAUCUUUA
Molecule: messenger RNA, 3061 nt
Organism: Perognathus longimembris pacificus (Pacific pocket mouse)
Lineage: Eukaryota; Metazoa; Chordata; Mammalia; Rodentia; Heteromyidae
Gene: Epm2a
Product: EPM2A glucan phosphatase, laforin
Exons: 4
Coding region: 43-1044 (333 amino acids)
Biological process (GO): protein dephosphorylation
Cellular component (GO): nucleus; cytoplasm
Molecular function (GO): starch binding; protein tyrosine phosphatase activity; carbohydrate phosphatase activity
Source: RefSeq, a predicted model, not a curated record